This is a messenger RNA of Solea solea (common sole), 7667 nucleotides long. It is a transcript of the gene akap13a, whose product is annotated as A-kinase anchor protein 13. NCBI's taxonomy places the organism in Eukaryota, Metazoa, Chordata, Actinopteri, Pleuronectiformes, Soleidae. Gene Ontology annotation, molecular function: MAP kinase scaffold activity; guanyl-nucleotide exchange factor activity. The transcript is spliced from 39 exons. Bases 244 to 7503 code for a protein of 2419 amino acids. Gene Ontology annotation, biological process: regulation of Rho protein signal transduction; adrenergic receptor signaling pathway; positive regulation of canonical NF-kappaB signal transduction. Gene Ontology annotation, cellular component: plasma membrane; actin cytoskeleton. The record is from RefSeq and is a predicted model, not a curated record.
ACUGUAAGAAAGUGCUCUCACUUCUCAUGUUUCUCUGCGGGGAGACGCUGCUGGGAGAAGGAACUACGCUGCCGCUCGUCUAAUUCACUCAACAACAAUACACAGCUUUUUAAAGGGACAUUCCAGUUUCCAGUUUCGAACGUUCAAAGUUCACCCAGAAGGAGAAUUAGUAUGCGCCCAAAAACUGCAACGACUGCUUCUCCUGCCGCUGUUGCUUCUGCAACUGCAUAAGUGUCCAGGGACAUGAAACUCAAUCCACAGCAAGCUCCGUUGUAUGGCCAGUGUGUUCUCACGGUGCAGCUCGCCGAUGAAGAGCUGGCUGCAGAUGAGGAGGGCGUGGACUACUUCCUUCUGUUUGCUGGCAGCACACAAAGACACCUGACCAGCACCUUAAGGAGCAGUCAUGACACCUUGCAGGCAGUGUGUCCCGCCCAUGACUGCUGUGAGGAGGUGCUGGUCACCCUAUGUUCUGUCAUCCAAGUUGCACCCGAGGCAUCCGAGGACCCGUGUCUGGUGCGUGUGGCUAAGCUGUCCGAGCAUCAAUUUACCUUUGUCCAGGAUUUGGCGUUUGACGUGGCCCAGUUCCUGGUGAGCACGGCAGGCCGGACUGAUGCCCUCGAUGGAGCGCUGCUGCUAGACGAGUGUCAGAUUCCGCUGCAGGAGUGCGAGCGUCUCGACGAGAACCUGGCACUGGCCCUCCAACAUUUGGUACUGCCACCAGGAUGGAGCUUACUGGGAAACAAACUGAACAACAGCAUUGAUCUGCAUCCCCAGGAGACUCUGCUGCAUUUCUCAGCUCGUCGAGGUCUUUUUCGGGUUACACACUUCUUGCUGCAGCAGCCUGGAGCAAGAGAGGCCCUGGGAUUAGCCAACAGACAAGGCCAAACUCCGUCCACCAUUGCUGCUUUACGAGGACAUGAACGUCUCCGUGAACUCCUGACAAAGGCUGACACGGACACAGAGAAAGGCACUAAGGGUGUCCACCGGGUCCCUUCAGACGCCCGGGUAAUUUGCCAUCUACCCAGACUGAACACACAUUCUCUGACACUAAGAAUUCACCCUGGUCACGAACUUCCAACCCUUCAGAAGAGCGUGGAGCAGCUGCUGCACCUGAUAUGCCAUCUCCAUGCCAAGGGAGUUUCUGCACUGGAGCUGCAGUUUGAUUGUCUGCACACAUCAGCUGAAUGCUGUGAUGGUUUGGAGACAGAGAUAACCUGUGUGGGGGAUCUACAGCAACCUGCAACAGCAUUGAAGUGCUCGGCUACAUCAGCUGAAGGCAGCUGGGCUCCAGACUACCUGGUGGAAAGCGGCAGUGCUGAUUUAGGACACAGUGAGUCUGGAAAUACAGAGAAGAAAGACUGGAGGUUUUCUGUGAGUACUCCAACAUCAGGAGUAUGCCCUGAGGAGUGUGUCUUCGGCUCCACAGAGGAACCGGUAUGUUUUAGUUCAAACACACAGAGAGAUAACUGCCAAACUCAAGAGGAGGGAAGAGAGCAGCCUGUUGUUUCCACCCAGAGUUUGAGUUUAUGUCACAGGAGUGAAGGAGCUCAGAGUGAGGCAGAAAGGACAAACCUCACUGUGGGAAUCCCACCACCUACAGACUGUGGUAAACAGGCAGUGGAAACUGAUAAAGGAGAGGCUGUGAUCCAGGAAGGACAGGAGGCCACAAAGGGAGAGGAAAGAUCGGAGCCUGAAGAAGAGCAAAGGGGAGUCAAGGGGAGGGAGGUGGAGGAGGAGUCUCACUCAGAGUCAAUAACACUCCCGAGGGACACGAAAGCGUCACUCAUGGGCCUGUCCUUGUCGUCAGAGAGUUUAGAGGUGUCUGACAACUCUGACUCUGUAAUGAAGGACUGCUCUCAGGAAGAGGACACUGUUCGGGAUGAGGAGGAGGAGAUGAAACUUUGUGAGGAACUCUGUGAUCGACUAUCUUCAGAUGAGGAGCAGACAGAGAAUGAAGGGUUAAGUGAUCUUGUACCAUCCUCAAGGGACCACCCCAGCCCAUCGCUGAUAGACUGCAGUGAUGUAAUAGAGCAGCCUGAAUCUGCUUUAUCACAACUCCUGAUAGAAGGCCUCCACAAGCGGGAACCUCCACCAGACAUGAGCAGCCUGGAACAAAACCAGGAAACAGCUGGUAGGGAUUACGCUACAGCGCAGCAGCAGCAGCAGGGCUUGGCUCCAUUAACAAAUUCUGGAAAUUGUAUUGGAACAGCAAACGUUGCAGAGCUAGAUGGUCAGCCUUCUGGCUACAGUAUAGAAAACGCUGCUUUGUUUAUGGAUGAAUCUGACCACACAGCAGAUGAUUGGACCGUUGGUGACUCAAUUGAAGAUACUCGGAUUGAUGAAGUUGAUUAUGAGCAAUCACCUGACAUUAUGGCCAGCUCUGGUAAGAGGCAUGCUGAUGGCCUUUCCAGUGAUGAUGAGGGCAGUUUCCAAUCAGUUGGAAGCUCCUCAACAGAAAUAUUCCACACCACUAAGGAUGAUAUGGCAAUGCAGGAGCAGGAUUUGAUUCAGUCUAAAAUAGCAGAACUGUCCUCAGCAGGAUCGAUGAUGGAGGAAUCAAGUGAUAUAAAGCCUGUUGAAAGUGAAGAGUGUAUGCCCACUGUGAAUGCAGGGCUCCUGUUGGAGCCUGCUUCUGACAUUGUAGUGACAUCAGUGGGACGCAGCCAGACUGGCUCUGAGCCUGAAUCACAGCUACCACCAUGUCCUCAUAUAGUAGAUGAUUUAAAUCCUGAGAGGACAGGAGAGAACCUUGUCCCAAAAGUUUUCAAUGAGGAUCCUUCAUUAGAUCCUGAGCUGUCAGAGAAUGAGGUCGGCUGUGACCUGAAUGCAGAUAUUGGGCAUUCAGCAUCAGAGGUCACAUCUGGGGUGACCUGUACUGUACCAUUUAAGGAUGAUUCUCAGUCAGUAGAGACCUGUGAUAAAGUUGUGGUGGCCUCAGGAGAAGAAAGUGGACCUGUGCAAUAUGUGCAACAACCACAGGAACACAAUCAUUUACAAAUGACAGCAGAUGAAAGGUCACCUGAUGAGGGAUUAAGUCACCCAGGGAAUCAGAUCUGUGUCCCUUCAUCUACAAAUGCAACUCAGCUUUCAGUGCACAGUGCAGAAGUAGAGCCACCAUCUCCAAACAAUGAAGAAUCCAGUAAAUACUUUGAAAAUAAUGUGACUGAAAUGCCACAGAAGCUUGACACAGUGGAUGGAGCCUGGGAAAGUAACAGCAGUGCAGUUCAAGUGGUAGAUGUCAUCAAGUCUGAAGAUGGUGUAAUUGCUGCAGGGGAGGAAGAAAACCGCACAGCAGAGGAAACCAACUUCUCCACGAUCCACAGAGACAAAGAGGCAACGUUCCAUCAGCCCUACAGCACGCAGCACUCAGGAUCCUCACAGUCUUCAGCAUUUCCCAGUUUGACCAGUAGGACAGACAGUACCACCAGUUGUCCCUCCACAUCUCACAGAGAUUCUGGCAGUGAUAUAGAAAGCUUCCUGAACACAGAUCCAGGAUAUGACGGCGUCCUCCGAAAGAACGAUGAACAAGUAACAGGAGGAGACAGCACCAGCGAGGUUUCUGUCUCCUGCUCCUCCACAGACGACACUGCCAGUGUGGGUCCGUCCAGCUCCAGUCCUGAGGGCAGCCAGGGACUGGGCUGCAGCUGGAGCCCAGAGGAGGUCAUCCAGGCUGGGGCUACGACCUCUGUAGGACUGGAUGGAGGAGUAGGAGGAGCAGGAGAAGCUGAAGAAGAAGCCAAAGAUAGAGUGUCUGAGGUGCCGCGGCGCUCUUGUCUCUUCCGGAACAGCAACCGCUCCCUGUCACCUCUUCGCCGCCACAGCUGGGGCCCUGGUAAGAACAACGGAGGAGACGCAGAGAUGAACCAGAGGAGUUCCAUCCGUAACGUGGGUGAAGGGAAGCUGACCUUUCACAGAAGAAGCUACAGUCUGGAGGGGCUCAGUGGAGUGCAGGAAGAACUGAGGGGCCCCGCCACACGAGGGCCUCGAAUCCUGGAGCCCCCAAGGAUGCCCCGACAUGACAGUGAUGACAGGGGCUCGCUGGUGUCUUUGACUGAGGAGCAGGAGGAGUUGGGGGAGCACGCAGGACUACAUGAUCUGAAAUCGAGGCGGUAUCGACCUCUGCGAAACAGCUGCUCUUCCAUGACCCUGCCCCUGACCAAGUCUGUGUCCAUGCUCACCAUCAGCCAGAGAGAUAUCGAUAGUAUGAGGUCUUUUUCCAGCAACUCUGGGUCACUAGCAUACAGUAUAUCGGAGGAGGAGCCUGGGCCUCUGCGGACUAACACCGAGGAGAAGAGUGCGACGAAAGUCAGCCGAACGUUCAGCUACCUCAAGAACAAGAUGUACAAAAAGACCAGGGAAAAGGACAGAGACAAAAGGGAGAAAGACAAGGAGGGCAAGGACAAGGACAAGAGGACGGCGAACGGUCAUGUGUUCACACCGGUUAGCCCUGGCCACACAGCCCAAUGUUACCAGUGCAAUAAGGCAUUCACCAGCAAAGAGGCUUUCCACUGCACAAACUGUAACGUGUCCGUCCACAAGGGCUGCAGAGACAGUCUGCCUGUUUGUGCCAAGGUGAAGAUGAAGUUGCCCAAGCAGCAGUUUGUGGUCCCAGAUUCCAGCUCUUUUCCUACAGUCACGAUGAGAAACAAAUCUGGUGGGACGAGGGAGCGUCCCUGGUCAGCCAUCUUGUCCCCUGAAGAUCACUCUUCUCUGACGAUCCCAUCGUCACGGAGACCCACGAGCAUAAUGUCUUUCCACGGCAACAACCUGUCCAAGAGCCUGUCAAUAAGCAACAUUGCUGGUCCCGUGUUUGAUGAGAUACCCAUAAAAGGCUUUCGGUAUCUCUCCCAGUCCACUGACUCCCUCAACAGAACCAAUCAGGUCACAGAGUCCAUGGAAUCUCUCACCGAUGAAGGGACGGAGAUGAUGGACGGGCAGCUGAUGGGAGAGUUUGAAGCGGAGGCCAAGGAGCUUGAAGCUGAUUCCUGGAGUUUGUGUAUGGAGCAGCAGUACUUGCAGCAGCUGGAUAGAGAGCUGGUGAAGAGACAAGACGUUAUUUAUGAGCUGAUGCAGACGGAGAUACACCACAUCCGCACGUUGCGCAUUAUGUCAGAAGUUUACAGUAAAGGCCUUCAGAAGGAGGUGCAGCUCGAGCUCCAGACAGUGGAGAAGCUGUUCCCCGCUCUGGACGAGCUCUUGGAGUUCCACACGCAGCACCUCAUGCGCCUCCUGGAGAGAAAAAGAGAGUGCCAGCUGGAGGGGGGAAGCCUGGAGGGAGCAUUUAUCAUCAACAGAAUAGGAGACAUCCUUGUCAACCAGUUCUCAGGAUCUAGUGGUGAAAGUAUGAGGAGGAUUUACGGACGAUUCUGCAGCCGCCACAAUGAAGCUGUCAACUUUUAUAAGGACCUGCUGACCAAAGACAAACGCUUCAAAGCCUUUAUCAAAAAAAAGAUGAGCAGCAGCAUUGUGCGGAGACUUGGUAUCCCAGAAUGCAUCUUGUUGGUGACCCAGAGGAUAACAAAGUACCCGGUGUUGAUUCAGAGAAUGCUACAGCACACGAAUGAGAGCGAGGAAGACUUUGACGACCUCAGUGAGGCCGUUAAGCUGGUGAAGGAGGUGAUCGCAGCAGUUGAUAGCAAGGUGAACGAGCACGAGAAAAGACGCCGCCUGAAGGACUUCCACAGCCGCAUGGACAGCAAGUCCAUCAUGAUGACGAAGAACGGCCAGAUCUUUGCAAGGGAGGAUCUGCUGAGGAGGAGGCUGAUCCAUGACGGAGCGCUGCAGCUGAAGAACAGCCAGGGAAGAUUAAAGGAUGUCCAUGCUCUGCUCCUGUCAGAUGUCUUUGUCUUCCUCCAAGAGAAAGACCAAAAAUAUGUAUUCGCCAUGCUGGAUCACCGCUCCACGGUCAUUUCCCUCCAGAAGUUGAUCAUCAGGGAAGUCGCUAACGCAGAGCGAGGCCUGUUCCUCAUCACAGCCGGUAUUGAGAAGCCAGAGAUGAUCGAGGUCCUCGCCAGCUCAAAGGACGAACGCAACACCUGGAUGCACUUCAUUCAGGAAGCUAUGCAGUCAAUGGAAAAGGAUGAGGAUGAAGGGAUUCCCAGUGAGACGGAAGAUGACAAGAGACAACUGGAGACUAAAGCCAAGGAGAUGAGAGAUCUGCUGAGGCAGAAGGAUACAGAGAUCUUGUCUCUGUUGGAGGAGAAGGUGCAGCUCUUUAGGGGAAUGUGGGAGGGUUUGAAUCCGACCGUUGAGGCCUGCCAGCCAGUCGAGCCUUUCUUCAGAUCAGCCAGUAGCCUGGAGCCAGCCAGGGGGGCAUCCAUCAUGAAGGAUGCCCUGCAGGAAGUGGAGAAAUUGCAGGCACUGGUGAAUGGCAGCCUGGGUGGGGCGAUGGCCAGUGUCCAGGAGGGAGGAGGAGCAGGAGGAGCAGGAGGAGCAGGAGGAGGAGGUGUGGGGCCAGUGUGUUUGCCUCGCCGGGCCGAGACGUUCGGAGGCUUCGACAGCCACCAGAUGCACAGUAGUAAGUGUGGAGACAGAGACGAGGGCGAGGAUGCAGCAGGAGAUCUGCGCAGGACGGAGUCUGACAGUGUUUUAAAAAAGGGAGGAAACGCCAACCUACUGCUGCUGUUGAAGAGGAACAGUGAGCAGGUUCUUCACAGUGUCUCCAAUCUGCACCUUCUUCUCAGCACUCUGCAGGCAGUGGUGGUCCAACAGGACAGUUUCAUAGAGGAGCAGCGACAGGCCCUGAGCGAGCGCACGGCCUCCUGCGCGUCAUUGUCUCGGCCGUCCUCGCGGCCCAGCUCCCUGAUUGAGCAGGAGAAGCAGCGCAGCCUUGAGAAGCAACGGCAGGAGCUUGCCACGCUUCAGAGGCAGCAGGCAGCUCAUGCUGAGGAGAAGAAGAGAAGAGAGAAGGAGUGGGAGCUCAGGGAACAUCAGAUGACUGACAAAGAGGUGCUGCUGCACAUACAGGAGGAGGAGGUCGUAAAGCAGCACAAGAAGCUGGAAGAGGACAAGCAGGAGCUGCAGAGUAGGAAGGAGGAAUACCAAAAAGACCUGGAGAGGCUUCGUGACGCACAGAGGAAACUUGAGAGGGACAGGGAGGCCGUGCAGCAGCAGCUCGACAAGAUGGAGCAGCUUCGUCUGGCUGAGAGGACUCCCUCGACGACGUCUGAUGAAUCCCAUUUCCCCGGCUUCUCCCCGUCUCUGGAGCCCGACCUGCUGGAGCUCUCCCCCUCGUCCUCCUCCUCCCUGCCCAGGAUGCAGCCCCAGCAGUCCAAGCCCAAAGGAAAAAGCCUCAAUCCCUUUUUCUUAUCCUCCACCAACACCAACCUCAAGGGCGGUGAAGCCAAUAACCAGAUCUCAAAGGGUCUGCUGCAUCUGGCCAAGAGCAAGAGCAAAGAGGGGAAGGAGAAGAAGAAGAAGAAGGGCAAAGCGGGGAGUAAAGAGACAGCAGAUCUUCAGCACCACCUAGAGCCUCCUCUGGAUGGAGAGAUCUUCUUCUGUUGAUCAUCAUCAUCAUCACCAUCAACGGCGUCACGCCGUUCUUGACUUACAGAGGUGCAAGGUGUUACUACAGUUCACCAUCAGGCUUUUUGGGCACCUUUUGAAAAAGCGACAGUUAACUUUUCUCAUCGUAACAUGAAGCGGUUUGAUGUAACAUGCAGGCAUUU